This is a messenger RNA of Cladocopium goreaui, 393 nucleotides long. Lineage: Eukaryota; Dinophyceae; Suessiales; Symbiodiniaceae. The record is from the annotation of a GenBank genome assembly.
AUGUCGGAGAAAGAGCGAAAACCCGGACUCUUGGACAGUGACAAGGACUUCCCCAACUUCGUGGGCCGCAUGAUUCAUGGUGCCAUGCUGAGGGACUACUCUGAGGAGCAGCUGUGGCAGGUCCUUGGGAAACCUUCUUCACGGAGGCGUUUGGCAAUCCUCCAACAAUGCCGUGGCAAACAAGGCCGGCUUGACGCAACUUGCUUUUGCAAGGAAGCUUGUGGCGAUGAAUACGUUGCCCUGGCAAACUGCGUCCGUAACGGCAGUGCUGAAAGUUGCCAAGACUAUGUUUCUUCCUUGACUGGCUGUGUGCGAGAUGAAUGGAAGGCGCGGGGUCAUAUUCAGCGUUCAGUGCAUAAACCAGUGGUCCUGUGUGAGUCUCUACCGUACUAG